AUGUCUGUAAUUCUGUGUACUGCUGGCUAUGACCAUACUAUCAGAUUUUGGGAAGCCCUCUCUGGUAUCUGUUCUCGAACAAUUCAACACCCUGAUUCUCAAGUCAAUCGAUUAUGCAUCUCCCCCGAUAAGCGUUUUCUAGCUGCAGCUGGCCACCAUACAGUUAAACUCUACGAUAUUAAGUCAACAAAUCCCAACCCACUUCUCACAUUUGAAGGACAUACAGGAAAUAUUACAGGAGUCGCUUUUCAUUGCGAAGGAAAAUGGAUGGUGACAAGUUCUGAAGAUGGAACCGUUAAGAUUUGGGAAACUCGAAGUGGCACUGUUCAACGAAGUUAUAGUCAUGGCUGUCCAGUCAACGAUGUAGUGAUUCAUCCAAAUCAAGGUGAAAUCAUCAGCUGUGAUCGUGGAGGCAGUGUUCGCAUUUGGGAUCUUGCAGAAAAUAAUUGCUCUCACCAACUUAUUCCAGAGGAGGACGUACCUGUUUCUAGCGUCACCGUUGCAACUGAUGGAUCAACCUUGUGUGCUGGUACUAAUUCUGGCAGCGUUUAUGUUUGGCAGCUUCUUCAGUUCCGUGAGAAGACACAACUUAUGCCAAUUACUCACUUCAAGGCUCAUAACCAAUACAUCACCCGUGUUCUACUAUCACCAGAUGUCAAGAAGCUCGCAACCUGUAGUGCCGAUCAUACCGCCAAGAUCUGGGAGGUAGACUUUACAGCUCUUGCUCCAAACCCAAAUCAGCCACAAACGGAAGCAAGAGCAUUCAAUCUUGAGUCAACUUUAACUGGUCAUCAACGAUGGGUUUGGGAUUGCGCUUUUAGUGCUGAUUCUGCUUACCUUGUUACUGCAUGCUCCGAUCAUUAUGCUCGACUUUGGGAAUUACAUAGUCAAUCGGUUAUCAGACAAUAUAAUGGUCAUCAUCGCGGUACAUUGAUCCAAACAUUCCCGUCCAUUGCUUCAUCUGAUCAUUCAAAUUUAGGACUUGUUUGCGUUGCUUUGAACGAUUAUUCCGAAGCUCGUUAA
Sclerotinia sclerotiorum 1980 UF-70 is the source of this 1023-nucleotide messenger RNA. RefSeq lists its product as hypothetical. The record is from RefSeq and is a predicted model, not a curated record. Gene Ontology annotation, cellular component: TORC2 complex; TORC1 complex. Bases 1 to 1023 code for a protein of 340 amino acids. Gene Ontology annotation, molecular function: protein binding. The transcript has 4 exons. Gene Ontology annotation, biological process: regulation of actin cytoskeleton organization; TOR signaling. Lineage: Eukaryota; Fungi; Ascomycota; Leotiomycetes; Helotiales; Sclerotiniaceae.